This is a messenger RNA of Aureobasidium melanogenum CBS 110374, 750 nucleotides long. RefSeq names its product NAD(P)-binding protein. The record is from RefSeq and is a predicted model, not a curated record. The transcript is spliced from 2 exons. Lineage: Eukaryota; Fungi; Ascomycota; Dothideomycetes; Dothideales; Saccotheciaceae. The coding region runs from base 1 to 750 and encodes 249 amino acids.
AUGGCAGGCUCUCGCGGCGCCCUCGUAGUCUUCGGCUCUGGUCCUGGCAUCGGUCGCAAUGUCGCUGCUGUGUUCGCAGAACGCGGCUUCCAAAAGAUUAUUCUCUUGUCUAGAAACAAAACUCGUCUAUCGCAAGACGCCGACUUUGUUCGUGCUGCGAGCGCUGGAGCGAGCGUGGAAGUUAUCGAGUACGACGGUGCUAACAUGGAAAGUGUUCGUGCGGGUUUUAAAGAAGUGGAAAAGAUUAUGGGUGACGUGCCACUUGAGUGUGUGCUGUUCAAUCACGCGAGACUGGGACCGAGCAAAUUCUUUGACUUCACUGUCGAGGAGCUGGACAUUGAUCUCCGGGUCAGUGUCACCAGCCUCUACGCUGUCGCGAAGUGGGCGAUGCCCAAGCUGCUUGAGACGGCGGGAUCGUCUGACGCAAAGACGCCAUCGUUCAUCGUGACCAGUGGUAUGUUGGCAAAAGACCCGUUCCCUGCCAUGUUCUCUCUUGCGGCCUGCAAAGCCGGGCAGUAUAACCUGGUUCACUCACUGCACAAGGAAUACGAAUCCAAAGGUGUGCAUUGCGCUUUGGUUGUCGUCGGUGGAACCGUGGAUGAGAAGAUGUCUGUCACGAACCCAAGAAAUAUCGCUGGGGAGAUUUUCGAAUUGUUUGAACGACCUCAAGGGAAGGGUCAGUUGGAGCUGAUUUUGAUGGAUCCGGAAUACCAGAAGCACAUUCAGAGGAGAGAGCAAGGAUGGAAGUGA